Penicillium manginii is the source of this 2235-nucleotide messenger RNA. RefSeq names its product grainyhead-like protein. Bases 1 to 2235 code for a protein of 744 amino acids. NCBI's taxonomy places the organism in Eukaryota, Fungi, Ascomycota, Eurotiomycetes, Eurotiales, Aspergillaceae. Gene Ontology annotation, molecular function: RNA polymerase II cis-regulatory region sequence-specific DNA binding; DNA-binding transcription activator activity, RNA polymerase II-specific. Gene Ontology annotation, biological process: regulation of transcription by RNA polymerase II. Gene Ontology annotation, cellular component: nucleus. The record is from RefSeq and is a predicted model, not a curated record. The transcript has 4 exons.
AUGUUCCGUAACCGAAACAAUACUCAGAAGCCUGAUGAUGAAUUCAUCAGUCGCUUCCAACAAACAUUUUCUGAGAUCGUUCCCCGACGAGAAGGCGAACAUGAGCUUGAAGGGCACACCCCACUGAGCGGAAGGUAUGUCGCCAACAAGACAAUGAAUUUGGAACCGGGUGUUGAUUUGGUCUCUUUUGGAUACAGAUCGAUGGACCCCGAUCCUCACUUAAAGAUGGAGGAGGUUGGCAUGAAAUUUCACAAUCAACGAACCCCUCGCAACCUGCAAGAUCUUAACUUCAGCCCGUCAUGGAUGGACCCGGCCGCUAUGCAGAUGAUGUCUUCAUUUGCUGGUCAACAUCCUGGUUUCUAUACUCCCAAUUCCGCCGGAAUGGGUGCUGUUUUUCAUAACCAAGCUGGAGAUCUCCACACGCCGACUGCUGGCUUGAAUAUGUUUACGCCACUCUCUAUCUCGAAUGCCAUGUCCGGAUCCCAACAAGGUCAUCACCCUGUGCAUAUGGACCAACACCUUCAACAGCAGUAUGCCGGUGUUUCGCAACAAAUACCAGAUAUAAAUCCUUAUAUGCAACAAGCAUCAUUUGCCCCAAGCGCAUUCAUGCACCGGGAUUCGUUCGACGCCAUGGAUGAGUCGGGCGACAAUCGAUCCCUUCCCAGCUUACCAGUCGACCAAGUCUCGACUGUGACAUCUUCGACUGACCAUUCAAAUGGGUUGAACAUGCCAUACGCCCAAGGCGAAAACUUCCGAUACAAUGUCACUCUUCGAGCGCCAACUGCAAUGGUGAAGCACAGGCGAGAAGUCCCAAUCUCCUACCUCAACAAAGGACAAGCCUACAACCUAACAGUGAUCGACUCAAAUCCACCUAUGACCAGCACCGAGCCUGUGAAAUACCGCACGUUUGUUCGCGUAUCGUUUGACGAAGAAGAGCAAAGAGCGAAACCGUCAGUUUGCUGGCAAUUAUGGAAAGAAGGCCGAGGAUUGAACGAGUCACAUCAGCGCGGAGGAAAACUGUUAGCCGUUGAAUACGUUGACCCUCUCCAGGGGGGUGACAACAACAAACACCGCCAGAUACAGAUCGAGCAGAUGUCAUUUGAUGGAUUUUGUGUUACUUGGACAGCGAACCCGGGAACAGGUGCAUCCGACUGCACCAUUCCCGUACGAUUCAAUUUCCUAUCAACCGAUUUCAGCCAUUCGAAGGGUGUCAAGGGUAUUCCGGUUCGAUUAUGCUCGAAGACCGAGAUCCUCGUACCAGGGGAAGACACUGGUGACUCACACGAACCAGAAGUAUCAUACUGCAAAGUGAAACUUUUCCGCGACCAUGGCGCAGAGCGGAAACUAUCUAACGAUGUCGCACAUGUAAAGAAGACCAUCGAGAAGCUGAAGCAGCAAGUCGCACAGGCAGAGAUGGGCGGCGGCUAUGGCAAGCGGAAACGCGGCAAUGCUGCCGCAAAUAUGAAGAACGACCGGAACAUGAAGGGCCUGAAGCACAAGCGCACUUGGUCCGCAGGCUCUGACGAUGGACCGGCGGACAAAAUGUCUUUGGAAGAUGAUCUCCAGGCUAAGCUCGCUAUGAUGCAAGACAUGUUCUCAUCAACACGCACAGUGAGCGUUCUUGCGCUUCGCGGCGAUCCGGAUGAUGAUCCCGAUCUCUUUCCCGUUCGAAUGCCAGCCGACGGCGAUGGCAUUAAGGUGGAAGGCUUGGCUCUCAAGAACCACAACGCUUCUCAGUCUCUGGAAUCAUUGAUCCUCUCUCCGAGUAGCAGCAAUGCUUCUUUGAAUUCUCCUCGGUUCAGCAACUUCAAGAACAUGAGGAACUCUUCUGGAGUUCAGAAGGUUCCGACAGAGGAUUCCACGAUAGGCUACAUCGAGGCUAUCGAUAUUGAUCCGACCUACCGCCCUCCAGCAGAGCGACCGCCCAAGCCGAUCGCAUGCUUUUACGUUAGAUUUGCUGGAAACGACCAACAACCCGACUUUUACCGAGCAAUCUACCUUACAGAACGUACCGUCCGAGACCUAAUGAAGAAGAUUUCCGAAAAGCACCACAUCGACCCAUCACGCAUCGUUCGUAUCCUGCAUGUCAACCAGAACGGACUUCGGAUCAUGGUUGAUGACGAUGUCGUGCGCGAACUUCCAGAAGGUCAAGACAUGGUCGCUGAUAUUUACGAAGCUCAAGGCCCCGGCGGCGGCUUCCACGGGUCUCCCAUGGAGAUCAAACUCACCUAUUAA